Bufo bufo (common toad) is the source of this 4826-nucleotide messenger RNA. RefSeq names its product lysine-specific demethylase 3A-A-like. The record is from RefSeq and is a predicted model, not a curated record. Gene Ontology annotation, biological process: regulation of transcription by RNA polymerase II. Gene Ontology annotation, cellular component: histone deacetylase complex; chromatin. NCBI's taxonomy places the organism in Eukaryota, Metazoa, Chordata, Amphibia, Anura, Bufonidae. Gene Ontology annotation, molecular function: transcription coregulator activity; histone H3K9 demethylase activity; chromatin DNA binding. The transcript is spliced from 27 exons. The coding region runs from base 169 to 4221 and encodes 1350 amino acids.
ACUCCGCCUCUUCCUCUGACGUCAUGCCUGCCAGGAGCAACUCAUUCUAGUCACUACUCUCUGCACGGAUUGCUGCUUCUGCUCCGGUGGAGCCGCCAAGGCGCGCUGUGGUUGGGCUUGACGUUCUAAUCUCCGGUACAUGACGGAGGAGCUUCACACGCUUCAACCAUGAUGGUGCUAAUGCACCAAGACAGCUAUCACAUCCUGGUGGGGCAGAGAUUCGCCUGUGUGGUGGGCAGCGACCGCCAGCUGGACGUCGAGCAGAUCGAGGACUGGCCAUGGAGAAACGGCAUAAUCCGCGCCGCGUCCCAUAAAGAAUUCAGCUGCCCCGAUUUAAAGGUUUGCGUGGAGUUUGAAGAUGAGCCCUGGGAGAAGAGGACGUGGAUCGAGGUGUACAGCUCACAAGUCCAGAUGUUUCUGGUGGAGCACAACUUGGCAAUUGCUGACCGAAAAUGUCCCAGUAACCCUUCUGUGUCUGUGGUGUGCCCGGCAAUGCAAUAUAAAGUAUUGGCAAGCAAGAUAUCCAUAGAUCCCAUGACGUGCAUACAGUUUCUUGGAGACAGACACAGAGUUUUCAUGAAUCAGGAUGCCGUGAAGGUUUUAGGGGAUCGGGACAGCUUGAAACAGUUUAUGCAGGGAAACCGAACAUUUAACAAGGCCUUACAGGAGCUCAUAAGAAAGAGUGUGGAUGAAGGUCGUGUACUGCAAGGUGCUAAGAACUUAGUUGGCUCAUCUAUAAGAGUGUAUAGUAUGACUGAAGGCUAUCAGUGGUUCGACGCCUCAGUGGUGAAUUCAAGCAGCAAUACCCGGAUGCUGGAGAUUAAAUGUAAACAGGAGCCCAGUCUAAAGAUUAUUGAUCCUGCACUGAUACACGUUCAGCUUGUACAUAACUAUGUCGAUAAAGUGGCCGUCGAGAAACCUGUGAAAAGGAAGCGUGAAGGAAGGACGGGGAAAACUAAGGCAAAGCAGAACAAAGUAGCGCAGGCAUCUGCUAAGGGAUCUGCUAAGAAGCAAAGCUUCAUUACCUACUCCAGAGAUGAUGGGAAGACCUUGGUCGUGGUGGACAACCCCAAGUCCUCAGGGAACACUCUUUUGAAUUUCAUAAAAACGCCACAGGAAAGUGAAAAAGUUUACCAAACAACUACACCUAGCCUGGCAUCCAAGCAGUCUGUACCGGAUGGGUUUGGAGAAGCAUUGCUAGGAUGUACCGCCACUACGCCUUCCAGUCAAAACCAGACCUCUUGUGCAACUCCACCACAAGCAAAUUCUCCUCCAAGCUUUGGUGCUGCAACACCUCCAGGGAAAUGUUCUCAAAACUUGCCAAGUGAAACAUCCUCCAUGCUGAACGGUGAUGGAAAAGGGGAGGAGCAAAACUUGUUUCUCAGCGCCACGAUGUCGCAAGGAAAGGGUCUAGGAUUUGGCCUGAGAGAUCAGUCCAGCCCUUUCGAAUCGGCCUUUUCAUCCUGGGCCAAUGGUGGCAAUGGACAGAAAUCCGAAAACCUCUUUGCUGCCUUAACAAAACCCUCAACUGUGUUUCCUAAGGGCUUUGAGUUUUCUGUGGAACGAUUUCCUGAGAAGAACACCUUGACGGUGAAAGACUCUCCGCGGCAGGGAAGUUUUGAGCCAUGUAAAGACUUAACGCGGCAGCCGCCGAGUGUGUUUGGUGCAACGACCGAGACCAAACCUGCUGGUCAUUUACCGCCCGUGAAAGCUGAAUUCAACUCUAAGCCAGCAAACAUCAUUUCUGUUCCAAAACCCAACAAAAUCGAAGUUGCUCCCCACAAGAGUCCCAUUAAAAAUGAUGGGGUCACAUAUCCCAGAUCUGUAUUGCUGGACUCACAGAAGCUAAAGAGGCUCCAAGCAAGUGGUGAUUGCUUUGUGCAGGACGGCUCUUGCAAUGACAUUGCUCCCCAUUUGCACAAGUGUCGAGAAUGCCGUCUGGACCGAUUUGGACGCAGCAAGGAACAGCGAGAUGCUGCCGUUUUCUGCCGCUUCUUUCACUUCCGGAGGUUAUUCUUCAAUAAGCAUGGAUUACUGCGGGAAGGUGGCUUCCUGACUCCUAAUAAGUACGAUGCUGAAGCAAUAAACUUGUGGCUUCCUUUAGUGAAUCGCGUUGUGGAUUUGGACCUUGACACCGCAAAGUAUAUUCUGGCGAACAUAGGAGACCAGUUUUGUAAGCUUAUCAUGUCCGAAAAGGAAGUUAUGGCUUCUGUAGAUCCACAAAAACAAGUGGCCUGGAAACGUGCAGUACGUGGCGUGCGGGAAAUGUGUGAUGUCUGUGACACGACCAUCUUCAAUCUCCAUUGGGUUUGUCCUAAAUGUGGCUUUGGCGUGUGUGUAGACUGUCACCGAAUGAAAAAGAAGAGUAUGAGCAGCGGUAAUGAUGGAGCAGACGUAUUCUCUUGGCUGAAGUGCGUUAAAGGGCAGUUACAUGAGCCUGACAAUCUCAUGCCAACUCAGAUCGUCCCGGGAAAAGCUCUGUAUGAUGUCGGAGAUGUUGUCCAUUCUGUAAGGGGGAAGUGGGGAAUAAAGUCAAAUUGUCUAUGUUCCAACAAACACCAGAAGCCUUUACCUAGACCGGUUGUGAAGGAAGAGCCAAAACAGACGUCUUCUAGCUCUGAAUCCACAAACGGAUCUCCGCAGCCGAGCAAUUUACCCGCACAGGAUCCAUUGACGGCUAAUAGCAAAACGCCUUCAUCUUCCCUCCCCGGGCCUUUGAGUUGGCUAACCAAUAUUCCUAACACAAAUGUGAAGGAAAACAAAGAUAACCUCUUCACAUCUGCACUGAAAACGGAAAACAUAGCACUACCCUCUUUUGCUAGUUUCGGAAAGCCAGCUUCCGCGUUGCAGCCAUUCAGUAGCUCAAUUCUUUCUCCUAUGAGCAGUAACGGUUCUGGAUUCUUAAGGAACCUCCUCAAUUCUUCAACUUUGAAGCCUGAGGGUGGUGGUGAGAAGAGCACACCUAAACUGCUCGAUGACAUAUUUGCAUCUUUGGUUCAAACCAAGCCUAUGACUGACCCAGUAAAGAGGCCACAAGGCCUUGCUGUUCAGCCCAGUCUGAUGGGAUUCAAUACGCCGCACUACUGGCUCUGUGACAAUAGGUUGCUUUGUCUGCAAGAUCCUACCAAUAAGAGCAACUGGAACGUCUUCCGUGAAUGUUGGAAACAAGGACAGCCUGUCAUGGUAUCUGGAGUGCACCAUAAAUUGAAUUCUGACCUGUGGAGACCCGAAUCCUUCAGGGAUGAGUUUGGGGAGCAAGAAGUUGACUUGGUGAACUGUAGGACGAAUGAUAUCAUCACAGGAGCCACUGUUGGAGAAUUCUGGGACGGCUUUGAACAUAUAUCAAGACGUCUUAAAAAUGAUGCUGGAGAACCAAUGGUGCUGAAAUUGAAGGACUGGCCUUCUGGUGAAGACUUCAGAGAUAUGAUGCUAUCGCGGUUUGAUGAUUUAAUGAACAAUAUUCCACUGCCCGAAUACACAAAGAGAGAAGGCAAGCUAAAUCUCGCCGCUCGGCUUCCUCCUUACUUCGUUCGUCCUGACUUGGGGCCUAAAAUGUACAAUGCUUAUGGUUUAAUUACUGCAGAGGAUCGGAAAUAUGGAACAACCAACCUCCACCUGGAUGUGUCUGAUGCGACUAAUGUGAUUGUCUAUGUAGGAAUCCCAAAGGAUGGGGGUGAUCAGGAGCAAGAAGUGCUUAGGGCCAUACAGGAAGGAGAUGCAGAUGAAUUGACCAUUAAGAGACUUGUGGAGUUCCAGGAGAAGCCUGGAGCUUUGUGGCAUAUCUAUGCAGCAAAGGACACUGAGAAAAUCCGGCAGUUCUUGAAAAAGGUGGCAGAAGAACAAGGCCAAGAGAACCCUCCAGAUCAUGAUCCAAUUCAUGAUCAGAGUUGGUACCUGGAUAGUACGUUAAGGAAGAGGCUCCUCCAAGAACAUGGGGUUCAGGGAUGGGCCAUUGUACAAUUCUUGGGAGAUGCUGUCUUCAUUCCAGCCGGAGCCCCCCAUCAGGUUCACAACUUGUACAGCUGCAUAAAAGUUGCCGAGGACUUUGUUUCUCCAGAACACGUGAAGCACUGUUUCUGUCUGACUCAGGAAUUCCGCUAUCUCUCCCAUACGCACACAAACCACGAGGACAAGCUUCAGGUGAAGAAUGUGAUCUACCAUGCUGUGAAGGAUGCGGUGGCAGUACUGAAAGCAAAUGAAGCCAGCCUAGGAAAGGUUUAAGACUGAUGCAUGGAUUCAUUGGAUAGACUUCCUCUGGCAGCUUUUUCCUCCCCUUCUACUCCAAUCACUAGCUCUUUGAUCUUUUACCUCAUAUAAGACAUUAACUUUUUAGGAGAUGUUUACAAUCCCUUGGAUCGAUCCAUUUGAGAAGUCCAGCACGACUUUGGUCCUACUCUCCAGAGCUGCAUUGUUCCAACUACUAACAACUCCUCUCUUCAGAGGUGCCAUACUCUGACGAAAAACCAAAACUUUUUUUUAGACUGUACGAAAUAUACCUCUUGUUUUUGGAAAGUCUCUAAAAACAUUGUGUAAAUCUGAUUUAAAUAUGCUUUUUUUCCCGCAAUUUCGGGGCUUGUAGGACGGUAACAAUAGGAAAAAAACACUCUUUUUCUUUUUAAAUGAGAACUUAUUGUAGCCAUGAUGCAUUGCUAGAAUGCGCGUUCUAAGUAAAAUGUAAAUAAGCAGGCUCUUAUAAUUUUACUUUUAGAACUAGCACUGACGUGCCUGGAAUUGUUUAAUUAAAUACUUUUUUUAUUUAGAUUUUGUUUUCUUGUUUGACUUUAAUUAACAAUUCGAUUUGGGUUGUUCUCUUUUGACCAUAUUUG